Cokeromyces recurvatus is the source of this 1104-nucleotide messenger RNA. RefSeq lists its product as uncharacterized. The coding region runs from base 1 to 1104 and encodes 367 amino acids. The record is from RefSeq and is a predicted model, not a curated record. NCBI's taxonomy places the organism in Eukaryota, Fungi, Mucoromycota, Mucoromycetes, Mucorales, Mucoraceae. The transcript is spliced from 5 exons.
AUGGCCCCUGAAAAGCAUACAAAAAUGAGAAUAAGUGGUUUUUCGAAGGACUACAAGUUCUUAGAUUACUUAAAUUCAUCUCUCAAGCCACCAAAUCCAAAACUAGAUUAUUUCAACUUUGCUAAUAAGUUUUAUGGAACAGAAAGAGCUACCAACAAUUAUUACUUGGAUCUACUUGACAAGCUUUCAAAAAAUCAAAGCAAUAAAUUAAUGAAGAUAGCCACAAACGCAAAAAAAUUGUUUAAUGUUUUUAAUUCAAAUGAAGAAGAGGAACGUGAAGAAGAGGAACGUGGGGACGAUGAAGGAACCUCUAUUGCUUUACAACAGUUAUCUGAUCUAGCUUCUAAUAAAGUUGGACACUUGAAAAUAAUCGACUUGUCGUCUCCAAUAGCAAUGGAGAUAUUAAAAUCUGAAAUUCCAGCUAAGAAGUUCAAUCGGAUUACUGCUGCAACGAAUAUUGAGUCCAUCACUUUAUCUAAUUAUGCUACACAUAUGUUGAAUGCUCUUAAAAGUUCCUCUCUGUCUCCAUCACUUUUAAGAGAAGCCUUAUAUACAAAUGGCUUUAAGCGAGGUUUUAAUUUCAUUCUUCAUUUUGAUGUUUCUUUUAUUGAAGUUACCACCCGCUACUUCCUGGAUUUACUGUGUUCGCCUAAUAACCCUCUGAAUCAAACAAUCCUCGAAAGAUCAGCGGCGACAUAUUUUAUUAUUUAUAUUGUAAACCAGUUAUUUAUGUCUGAUAACGAUAUAGUUCAACUUGAUUGGUUAGAACGCGAAUUCUUUGCUAUUGAUAAAACAAAGUGGGACGGCGUGCUUAUCAAGGUCGGCAACAGGUCCUGUUCACCAAGUUUGAUAGAGUUUUCUGGUGGUUGCAAUGAUAAAACCCCAAGUAGCAAGAACCAACACGAUAUCACAAAACUUUAUUCAAAAAUGGUUAAAAUUCUCAAGAAGCACCCCUCAAACACAACAGAGCAAGUAUUUUGUUUACGUUAUUAUGCCUGUUAUAAGAAUUCGCUGUUCCGAUCUAUUCAUGCAUCAAUUGAAACUCCCACGACCCCAAGGAAACUUGUUGAAUACAUUAAAGAAGUUCCAAAGAUCCUGGCUUAG